Linum trigynum is the source of this 1643-nucleotide messenger RNA. The record is from the annotation of a GenBank genome assembly. Lineage: Eukaryota; Viridiplantae; Streptophyta; Magnoliopsida; Malpighiales; Linaceae.
CGCCGUCGUUUUGCUUUUCCAGGAAAGCAGAGAGAUUACAGCAGCGAAUCCAAUCCCCCCCCACUUUCUCCAUUCACUCUAAACCCUAGUGGUCAGUUUCUCUGCCUUUUUUCCGUUUGCUCUCCAAACCACGACGGCGGCGGCGACGGUGACUCCAACUCCAACGGCAGCAACCAUGGCGACCUACGAUCUGACUCCCCGCAUAGCUCCCAAUCUCGACAGGCACUUGGUUUUCCCGCUUCUGGAGUUUCUCCAGGAGCAACAGAUGUACCCCGAUGAAGAGAUCUUGAAGGCCAAAAUCGAGCUCCUCAACAAGACCAACAUGGUCGAUUACGCCAUGGACAUCCACAAGAGCCUCUACCACACCGAAGACGUCCCGCAAGAUAUGAUUGAGCGGAGGGUGGAGGUCGUGGCGAGAUUGAAGUCCCUGGAGGAAGGUGCGGCGCCGUUGGUGGCUUUUCUGCAGAAUCCUAGCGCCGUGCAGGAGCUGAGAGCUGACAAGCAAUACAAUCUCCAGAUGCUUAACGACCGCUACCAGAUUGGUCCCGAUCAGAUUGAAGCAUUAUAUCAGUAUGCCAAAUUUCAGUUUGAAUGUGGAAACUACUCUGGUGCUGCUGACUACCUUUAUCAGUACAGGGCACUAUGCACUAACAGUGAAAGGAGCCUGAGUGCGCUCUGGGGAAAGUUGGCUGCUGAGGUACUGAUGCAAAAUUGGGUUGUUGCUGUCGAAGAACUUAAUCGACUGAAAGAAAUAAUUGAUUCAAAGAGCUUUUCUUCAGCACUGAAUCAGGUGCAAAGUAGAAUCUGGUUGAUGCAUUGGAGUCUCUUCAUUUUUUUCAAUCAUGACAAUGACAAGACUCAGAUUAUUGAUCUCUUCAAUCAGGACAAGUAUCUGAAUGCCAUCCAAACUAGUGCUCCACAUCUUCUCCGUUAUCUAGCAACCGCAUUCAUUGUCAACAAAAGAAGACGUUCCCAAUUCAAGGACUUCAUAAGGGUUAUCCAGCAGGAACAACAUUCUUACAAAGACCCAAUAACAGAGUUUUUGGCUUGUGUCUUUGUCAAUUAUGAUUUUGAUGGAGCACAAAAGAAGAUGAAAGAGUGCGAAGAAGUGAUCGUAAAGGAUCCUUUCCUUGGGAAACAAGUUGAAGAUGGAAAUGGUUCUACUAUGCCACUGAGAGAUGAAUUCAUGAAGAAUGCCCGUCUGUUUAUCUUGGAAACUUAUUGCCGGAUCCAUCAGCGUAUUGACAUGGGAGUGCUGGCAGAGAAAUUGAAUAUGGACUACGAAGAAGCUGAGAGAUGGAUUGUAAAACGCAUCCGGAACUCGGAGCUUGAUGCCAAGAUUGAUACCGAGACAGGAACUGUGAUCAUGGAACCCAAUCAUCCCAAUGUGUACGAGCAGUUGAUAGAGCACACCAAAUCACUGUCGGGACGUACUUACAAGUUGGCCAGCCAGCUGAUGGAACAAUCACCUGCCCAAGCUGCUAGAUGAUUGUAACGUUCUUGAUAGGAUUGUCUUUUGUACUGACAAUUUUGGUCGUUAGUUAUGGUCCCACCAGAAAUCUGAUUGAAUGCUUGAGAUUUUGCUCCCUCCGAGUUGUUGCUCGAGGCCGUUUGUUAGGAUUCAGUAAACUGGUUGAUUAAUU